CACGGCAAGCGAGGACAUCAGUGAUGACCACCACCCUGGGAUCCUUGGCCGAGUUCUGCCCAGACUCUGGCAAUAUCGAAGUCUACCUGGAAAGGUUCGACCUGUAUGCAACCGCCAAUGGAGUAGACGCAAGUAAGAAGUUGCAAGUCUUCUUAACAAUCCUGGGUGAAAAGGCUUACGUGACUCUGCGUAGCCUGCUGCUGCCGAAGAAACCAACGGAAGUCAAGUACGAAGAAGCUACAGAAGCUCUCCGAAAGCACUAUGCUCCAAAACGGUCAGUGGUUACCGAACGGUAUCACUUUUACCAGCGAAAGCAAGAGCCGGAUGAAAGCCUAAAACAGUUCAUCGUUGAGCUGAAAAGACUGGCUGCAAUGUGCUCGUUUGGAAGCUUUUUGGAAGAAGCACUCCGGGAUCGACUGAUUGCUGGAAUCGGGACGGAUUCGAUUCGAUGCCGUCUUCUUGCCCUGUCAGACGACGAAGUCACCUGGGAGCGAGUAUGCAAAAUUGCCACCGCCUUGGAAACGGCCCAGAAAGACACCCGAGAAAUGCUAUCGGAGGGGUCAACCGCCAGUCCUGCGGACGUUUACUGGCAUCGGGAGCCCACCACGCAAGGCAGGCGACACGCGACGAAGACCGCUAGCAACGAGCAGCGUGCCCCCCAAAACGGUCCAAGGAAGCAACGUGGGAAAGGCAUUGGUCGCGCCUGUUAUAGAUGCGGCGGACUGCACGCGCCACCUGGUAGUGUUAAAGAAAAUGAUGUACCUCUGCCACAUGCAAGUGAACUGCUUGAAAGUGAAAGUGUCUUUGCACCCACCUCAAACCGGCCAGUGUUGGAUCGGAGUGAUGGUGGCCCACCCUCACGUGGAGCCCAAAGUGCGUCAACGUCAGAACAGAACGAUGCCGGUUCACCUGUGCUGCUCAGGCGCAGCGCUCGUGAGAAGCGCAAGCCAGAUCGUCUGACGUAUGACAGAUUCUGA
Messenger RNA from Dermacentor andersoni, 977 nucleotides. NCBI's taxonomy places the organism in Eukaryota, Metazoa, Arthropoda, Arachnida, Ixodida, Ixodidae. The record is from RefSeq and is a predicted model, not a curated record.